AAAAGAAGUCGACCAACUGGUGGAAUUUCUGUGCAGAGGAGAAAUCGACCAACUGGUGGAUUUUCAGCGUCGGAGAGGAGGAGUUGACCAUCUUGUGUUAUGUUGGCGUCUUGGCACUCGGAGGAGUGGGCGCAGUUGUUGUGGUCACUUGGGUAAUAGGCGCCAUGGGCUUCACCGCCGAAGGGAUCGCCGCCGGCUCCAUGGCCGCCUGGCUCAUGGCGCGGGAAGCGGCAGCCAACGGAGGAGGGGUCGUGGACGGAGGGGUCGUGGCCACGCUGCAGUCCAUCGGAGUUGCUGGGCUGAGUAUUCCAUCUAAGAUCAUCGUGUGGACAGCCGGAGUAGCCAUCACCAAGGUGGUGGUGGACCUCUGUUGUUGCGUCUUGAAACAUUUAUAAAAAAAAUUUAAAUUUAAAUGAAGAUUGGGAAAUUGCGUAAUUAUCGGAAAUUAUGCUAAUUAGUGCAAUUAUGCGUAUCAAUUAUGCUAAUUAGGGAUGUGAUCAUAUUUGGUUAUGUGAAAUUAUUCCAUUAUGCUAAUGUAUACAGUUCUUAUAAUUAAGAUUAUUAUGCAUGAUCUCAGGAAGACACCACUCAGAUACUUCUGUGUUAAGCAAUUAAAAUUCAAAACAAAAACAUAACACUCGAAUAUGCGAACUCUUAAGCUUGGAAUUGUCAACACAGUACCACUGGGGAUGUUCUCAUUGAUCCGUACAUUUAACCCUCAAUGAUCACGUUGUUAAACUGGGUAACCGAACAAUUGAUUAAUUCCUCAAAGUAAGGCGAGCAUAUACGGUGAUAGGAAAAAGUUCUUAAACGACGACAUUCAUACGAAUGGCAAUUUUUUAAAAUUAUAUCCCGAAGGCAAAAGUAUACGUCAAUAGAUUCAUCGGCAGGAUUAUAUUAUUAACGAAAUGUCUUGGAACAAUGGUGUGCGGCAAUAUGCCUGCUUCCGCAGAUGCUUAUCUUUUGGCUAAGGCUUCAAUUAAUUCGUGGGCAAGAUUCUGUGAUCAAAAGAAAGGUUGAACACAAUAUUCUCCCUGUGAGCGUGUAGAUUCGUAACGAAGGUUUCAAACGUUUAGUUUACAUCGAUGAAUCUAUUGGUAUUUUGUAUGCAAUUAAAAAGAAAAUUACCGACUAAUGUACUGUAAUUCUAGAUUUUAAGCUUUCGUGACUGCAAAGAUUCAUAUUCUUAGGUUUUUUUUCGGUUAAGUCACGUAAGUAAAACAUCAAAAUAAAAAAAUAAAAAAUAAAAAUCACGACGUUUCGGAGGCAACACAAGUCUCCGUCAUCAGGUGGGACCGUCACAGCCGGAUUAGCUGCAUCAAGUGAGGCAAUGAUUCAAGAUGUAAUCCCUUAAAAA
Lethenteron reissneri (Far Eastern brook lamprey) is the source of this 1357-nucleotide messenger RNA. RefSeq names its product interferon alpha-inducible protein 27-like protein 2A. The record is from RefSeq and is a predicted model, not a curated record. Gene Ontology annotation, cellular component: membrane. NCBI's taxonomy places the organism in Eukaryota, Metazoa, Chordata, Hyperoartia, Petromyzontiformes, Petromyzontidae.